AUGCUGCGGCUCAAUGGGCCCAGAAUUAGCCGUAGCCCCGCAGGUGGACCACAGAGACCGUCAUGGCCAGUGGGUCGCCUGGCCCUCUCCCUCGCAGCGGUCUGGACAUUGACUUGCGGAGGUGCCUUCACAUCUGGCUUUCGGCGGGCAAGCGACGGCGGAGUCCCCCAGGUGCGGCUCGGCGCUGCAAUUAGCGACACUUUCGACCCAUGGACUGUUCUGGAAAUCUCUCCAGAUGCCGGAGUCGAUGAGGCCCGGAAAGCCUACAGAAAGUUGGCCGCAAAGUAUCACCCAGAUGUGGACUCAUCUCCUGAAGCUACGGACAUGUUUCAGAAAGUGGUCCGCGCUCUCGCUAUCAUCACUGGCGAGGACAAGGAGCUUGAUGAGACCACGCUGCUGACCAAUGCCGCGAACAAUCUGAGAGACAACAUCGAGUUCCAGAAGGAACGCAUUGAGCGGUUGAAGCAGCAGGCAGCUGAAGAAGAGAAGCGGGUCAAGACGAUGGAGGAGCAGCAGAAGAAGGCGGAAGAGAAACGCGACCAGGUAAGCGCAGAGCUUGGCCUCCUGGGUGGAGGGUUGUUGGGGCUCGUGGCUGGUGGACCAACAGGUUUGCUGCUUGGUGCCAUCGCUGGCAUUGCUUUGAGCAAGCGAAACGACAGCCUUGGGAAGGUCAUCCGUGGCACAGGCACUUUCACACGAGGAAUGGUUGAUGCCGUCAACAAAGCUGCCAGCAAUGACGGCUCGGCACCGUAA
Messenger RNA from Symbiodinium sp. CCMP2592, 753 nucleotides. The record is from the annotation of a GenBank genome assembly. NCBI's taxonomy places the organism in Eukaryota, Dinophyceae, Suessiales, Symbiodiniaceae.